This is a messenger RNA of Neocloeon triangulifer, 1429 nucleotides long. Its product is annotated as transmembrane reductase CYB561D2-like. Lineage: Eukaryota; Metazoa; Arthropoda; Insecta; Ephemeroptera; Baetidae. Gene Ontology annotation, molecular function: transmembrane monodehydroascorbate reductase activity. The coding region runs from base 116 to 796 and encodes 226 amino acids. The record is from RefSeq and is a predicted model, not a curated record. The transcript has 2 exons.
AAGGCUGUUUGCUGCUUAUCUCCGUCGCUAAUAUAAUUUUCGUCGCCGGCUCUCUUAUCAACCCUUUACUAAGUUAUGGUGACAACCGCAUUGCACAUCAAGGCUCGGCACGAAAAUGACGUCUGCCAAAAUAACGUCCUCGGAAAAAUCCAAAAACAGUGGAGGCGACAACAAAUUCCAAACUUUGGCUUGGAUUUUGGUGCAAAGUUUGUGCCAUGGAAUUAUUUUUGCAAUUGUGUUCUCCAUAAUUUGGUACAGUUUCGUCGAUUAUGAACUCUUUUCUUUCCAUCCAACCUGUUUUUCCAUUGGGUACUUCCUCUUCAUAACGGAAGGUUUCCUGAUUUUCCUGCCAAACAGCGUGGUGACCAGAAAUUUGAAGCGACAGACCAUUGUCAAAAUUCACAUCGCCCUGCAGACCCUCGGUUUUGCCUUCAUCGUUUCCGGCUUUGUGAUCAUCAUCGUGCAUAAGUUCAACAAGGGCUACUCGCACUUCGUCACCCCUCACUCCAUCACGGGGUUGGUGGCCGUCAUUCUGACCGCCCUGAGUACCCUGGGCGGCAUCACAACCAGACUGAAGGUGCCUAACUUGGCCAGAAUCAAGUUGGGCCACAACUUCAUUGGUCUGUUGGCGUACGGGGUGGCAAUUGCGGCCAUGUGCAUGGGGGUGUGGGCAGAAUUGCGAGAAGUUAUUAAAGAGGAGUGGUGCAUCGUCAUUAUCGUUUUGACCUGCGUCGUGGCGGCCGUCGCCCUUGCCAAUGCACUCUUUAGUUUCAUCCGCAGGGUAAAAAACUUGUAAAAUUGAAUUUAUGAAAUAUUAGAGUUGAAGAAAAAAUUAUGAAUUAAUUAUGUAAUUCAUUAUUGUUUCAAAUUUUUAUAAAAAAUAUCUUAAUAAUAAAAAUUAUGAUAAAUCUUCAAAGUUAUGAGGAUAAUAAAUUUAGUUUUCAAAUUGAUUAGUCCUUUUUUAAAAGGAGAAAAAUCCUUUAUAGAUUGGAAUUUAUAUUUUUUGGAAAAAUAUUAAUAAAUGUUGAUUAUUUUGAAUAAUUUCAUGUGAUUUCAUGAAGAAAGUUGAAUGAAUAUUUAACUUAAAGCAAAGAAAGUCAGUUCUGAUUGGGUAUUUUACUUUUUAAAUAUAACAGGGAAUUUACAACCAAAUUCUUCCAUGUUCAUUUUGCCAUUAUUAGUUAAAAUUAGGAUGACUUGCAUGUUCGAUUCUGUAAAUUUUUGUUUAUAUUUGUCAUUUGGCUUUAAUUCGUAUUGGUUUUGGAAAACAGAAAUUUAAUUAUCUGUUUAAGAGAAUUUAGAUCUCUAAGAAGUUUAAAAUCUUUUUCAAAACAUAAGCAUUUUACGCUUAGUUUAACAAAAUUUGUAUUAAAAUAAAAAUUUAAUAAUUUUCUCGUUCUUUAACUAUGUCGUCAACUGGAAUUAAAAA